GCCCCUUUCACGGUAGCGGCAGUAGCGGUAGCGCACGUGUAUUCUCUGACGUGCACACGCUGUCGGUGCGGCUGGGGGGCCGUCAGCUCGGCACGUUGAACCGAGAGGCUUGCUGUGCGAAGCUGCGCAUCUCCGCGAUGGCCGAAGCGAUCCCACGGAAGGGGUCGCGAGGUCGGAAGUAUUGCUGUGUCGUGGGCUGCCACAACAGUACAUACAAUAGCAAGGCACGCGAUCCGCCUCUAAAACUGUAUCGGUUCCCGGGCAAGUGGUACGAGAAAGAAAGGCGAAAAGCGUGGAUCACCGCAGUAAGGAGAAUCAAUCCCGACGGAACUUUGUGGUUGCCCAAAGAGUAUACACGAAUUUGCAGCGCUCAUUUUGUAGGCAACUGCAAGAGUGACGUUAGUGGACAUCCAUCCUACAUCCCAACCAUCUUUCCCCCUGUGUACAGAAAGAAAGAACCUAAGCGGCAAAGGGCACAAAGGUGGGAAACACGCCUCAACCGGUUAGUCUCAUAUAAGAAACUUGUUACAGGAAAUGACCAGCCAUCACGAACAACAGCUGAUGGAGCAACGAUGCAAGAGUCGGAAACCUCCACUCUGGCCGAUGUACCUCGUGACUUGAAUGUAGGAGAUUUCAGCGAUGCAUCUCUGGAAACAUUCACAGCCAGUGCCUCAUACAACAGCACGAGCAAUUUGCAUCUUUUGGUGGAAGCGUGUGGAGGAGCAGAAGAAAGUAAUUGUGCUCCAAAGGAAGACGCGAUAUGCCAAACAGAGGAAUGUGUGACUCCAGGAAAACUAUCUAUAUUUCUCUCAGUGACAAAUGGCACAGAGGCAUCUACUCAAGUUGUGCACACAGAAAUGAGUCACAAGCUUGGAAGAUAAUGCUGCUGCUCUUUUAUAUACUGUGCUUAAUUGUGAUGGUGCCUUGCUGUUAGCGUACAAAGUCUUAUUUUAUUGCAAUUUACUUGCAUUAUUGGGCACUUUUUUAUUUGCUACUCCUGCCUAACAUUCUUUAUCUUAUAGUGGUGGUGCUUAUUUUCCUUCGAGAAUGGAUAAGCUUAGAGUGCAAAAUGUUAUUUUCAAUUUGUUAUUUGUCUUGCAUAAAUACGUUUUUUUUCGUUUUUUUUUUCGUGUCAUAAUGCUGUGUUUG
Molecule: messenger RNA, 1149 nt
Organism: Rhipicephalus sanguineus (brown dog tick)
Lineage: Eukaryota; Metazoa; Arthropoda; Arachnida; Ixodida; Ixodidae
Exons: 4
Coding region: 138-881 (247 amino acids)
Source: RefSeq, a predicted model, not a curated record